AUGUCGAAUGAUGAAAGGAUUAAAAACAACAACGACGACAAUAAUAAUAAUAAUAAUAAUAAUAAUAAUAAUAAUAAUAAUAAUAAUAAUAAGGGCGCUAAUUGUAAGGUUCAAAGGUCAAACCCGAAAAAGAGAAAAAUGAUCGAUCCCUAUGAAUACGCUGACGUUGAAGAUGACGCUGAUGGCUUUGGAAACACUAACAAUACUACUACUACUACUGCUAAUAAUAAUAAUAAUAAUAAUAAUAAUAAUAAUAAAACAAAGAAAAAUAAUUUCCCAGAAACCACAGCCCUUAUUGAUUCUCCCAGUAUAAUAAUAUUUGCCUCCCCGCCUCCAUUUCGGAUGGAAAGAAAAAAUCGAAAACGGCAGAAACCAAAAAAACUGAAUAUUUGUAAAAUUGGGAAAACAACAACAUCAACAAUAACAACAUCAGCAGUAACAACAACAUCAACAACAACUAUUGCCAUAACACCAUCACCUCGUUUCACUGGUUUAAAACAAUUGGAUCCGACUUUUACCGAAUUCGAUAGUUACGAGUUGAACAUAGUCUCGGACUCGCCAUCGCUUCGACUCGACUACAUAUCGACUUUUUGGGAAGAUUUGACCGAGACUCAGAAAAAAGCUGAGCUAGCCGAUCAAAGACAGCUGAGAAAAUUAAUAGCUAACAACAUGGCGGUAGUCGCAAGGAUGAAGAAGAGAAGGCUGGCUAAGGAGAAAGCUAACGAUGAUGUUGAUGAUGAUCAAAACAGUAAUAAUAAUAACAAUAAGAAUAAUAAGAACAAUAAGAACAAUAAGAAUAAUAAGAACAAUAAUAAUGACAUAAACAACAUUGAUAAUGGCGAUAUUAAUAAUCAAAAUCAACGCAUUGUUAGCAACAGCUUUGACCUUAGAGAAAACACCAACACUGCAGAAAAUAUUACCACCAGCCACAACAACACGAACAAUAAUAAAAAUGACGUCAUCGUCGACAACAACCACAGCAACGCCACCAAUAGCAGCUGUAGCAUCGUCCAAGGCGUCAGAGUGAAGAAGAUUAGCAGCCACAUAAGCAGCAACAACAGCAGCAGUAGUAACAGCAGCGGUACUAACAACAACGACAACAAAAACAUCAACAACAACAAAAAUGUCAACAUCAACAUCGACAACAUUUACAACAAAGUUAAGCCGGCAACGCUCAUGAGCUUUCGACAUUCCCCAACCCCAAACGACGGUUUUGAUGAUGAUACUUUCGGAAGUGGCGGCAAUGGUAAUGAUGUUUUUGGAGGUGCUGAUGGUGAUGACGACGAAGAUAGAGAGAAUGAAAUAAUUGAAAAACUGCUUCUGGAUGAAGAAGAGGAAGAAGGAAUGAAAGAUUGUGAUAAUGAUGAGGAAGAAGACGAUGUUGAUAAUGAUGAUAAAGACGAUGAUGAAGACGACGACGAUGAUGAUAAUGAUAAACCCCAAAAUUCCAAAAAGAAAAAAUUAUACAGUUACGAUUCAUACGAACUCGAAUGCGAUUCGGUAUAA
Helobdella robusta is the source of this 1506-nucleotide messenger RNA. RefSeq lists its product as hypothetical. The record is from RefSeq and is a predicted model, not a curated record. The coding region runs from base 1 to 1506 and encodes 501 amino acids. The transcript is spliced from 3 exons. NCBI's taxonomy places the organism in Eukaryota, Metazoa, Annelida, Clitellata, Rhynchobdellida, Glossiphoniidae.